Monoraphidium neglectum is the source of this 231-nucleotide messenger RNA. RefSeq lists its product as hypothetical. Lineage: Eukaryota; Viridiplantae; Chlorophyta; Chlorophyceae; Sphaeropleales; Selenastraceae. The coding region runs from base 1 to 231 and encodes 76 amino acids. The record is from RefSeq and is a predicted model, not a curated record. The transcript has a single exon.
AUGAUGUCAGUGCCCUCCGACCUCAAGCCCAUCGCCAUGCCUGCCGGCGCAACCAUUCCCCCCGCUGCGACCGGGGCCCCCGCCUCGCCAGCGCCUGCGGCCGCUGCCCCCCCCAAGGGCCAGGCCGCCGCCGUGGUCGCGCCCAACGCCGCCGGCGUCGCGCGCUCGACCGACCCCUUCGGCAACCCCGUCAUCAACGCUGGCGGCACCAUGACGGCCGCAAAGGCUUGA